CCCUUGAGUCGUUAUCGGAGUCCGGCUUAUCGGUCAGGGGGAGAUCCAGACCAUCAGACGACACUUUCGCUUGCCAUGCAAUUUAACCAGCAAGCAUCCAGACCUUGUCUUGUACUUCUACCCCCAGCUGAAAGUCGCUUUGCACCACCGUCUCCCAUGUGAAGGCUUUCUCUUCCUCACUCUCCUUCCCAACCCGCUUCCAAUAUCUCCAAGCCACAGGAGAAUAUCAAGGCAAGGAAGGACGUGAUUCGCAGACGACGAAUUCGAAAACAAAAGCACAAGUCGGCAUGGCCAUUAUUCAUCGACUAAUGCGAUAUUAACAAUGGCGCCUUCCUACUACAACUCCCACUCGCACUCUUCUAGCCGCGACCAUUUCCUCGAACAGCCGUCCUUCCUUUCGCGCAUACUGCUCAGUCUUCCACCGAGUCUAGCAGCGCAAAUGCAACGACUCUGGAGCUACGCGUCUACGAACAGGCAGGCAUACACGCCAGUCUCGACAGCGACACCGCAUUCACGAGUACCGCGCCGCUGGCAGAGAUGGCAUCCGCGGCAGCUACUGAGCCUCCCUCAUUUGUUUGUGCUGGCUUGGGUGUUGGCUUUGCUGUGGGGUGAAAGAUGGGUAUUCCAGAGCAGUGUACAGAGUUGUAGUUGGGGAUCUUGGGAGAGAUGGCCUAAGGAAGCAACGCCGCAUCACUUGAUCCUCAUUGCUGAUCCCCAGCUCAUUGACCCUCAUAGCUAUCCAGGGCGGCCCUGGCCACUGGACAAGUUCACGAUGAUGCAUACGGACAAUUACAUGAAGAGGUCCUAUAUAUCCCUGCAGAAGAUGCUGCAUCCUGAUACGAUCUUCUUUUUGGGAGAUCUUUUUGACGGGGGCCGGGAAUGGAAAACUGCUCACGGAAACACGAAUGAUCCAUCCUGGGCGAACGGACAACGACCGUCGUACGAGCAGGGCUUUGUGGAAACGUGGGGCAAGAGAUAUGGUGAGGAUUUCUGGUUACAUGAGUAUGAUCGAUUUGGGAAAAUCUUCUACGAUUUCUGGAACUUGGCGGGAUCGAAAGCUGGAGCGUGGCAGAGAGGGAGGAAGAUUAUAUCAACAUUACCAGGGAAUCACGAUUUGGGCUUUGGAGAUAAGAUCAAGCUCCCAAUACGGAACAGGUUCGAAACGUAUUUUGGAGAAGGCAAUAGGGUGGAUGUCAUUGGGAACCACACCUUUGUCUCGAUCGACGCAGUAUCUCUGAGUGCUCGGGGUUCAGAGCAUGAAGACAAGGAUAUCACAAAACCAGUGGAGGACUUUCUAGACAAGGUUCAGAGCAUGAAGAGAAAAGCUGUUGCCCGCGAGCUCAGUAUAAUAGCAGGAGAUGAGAAAGUCCUGAAGUAUCCUCACAAAGUGGAGGAUGUAGAGAAAGCCGAUUUCAAGAAUCGACCAACGCUCGACCCAGGCCCAGAUGCACCAGAACUCCCGACAAUUCUGCUCACACAUGUUCCCCUCUACCGAGAACCAGGGACUCCUUGUGGACCAAAAAGGGAACACUGGCCUCCGGAAACACCACCAAAGGGGCAGCUUGGCCCCGUGAUACCAGAUCACCGCAAUGCCAUUUCCAUCUCAAGAGGCUAUCAAUACCAGAAUGUCCUGAGUGAGACAGAUUCAGUCAAAGUGAUCAAGAGUAUAGGGAACGUAGGGCAUGUGUUCUCUGGCGAUGACCACGAUUACUGCGAAAUCGUACAUUCCGAUGCGAAGAAUAACGCUCGCGAGAUUACGGUCAAGAGCACCAGCUGGGCCAUGGGCGUCCGAAAGCCAGGUUUCCUCAUGCUCAGCAUGUGGAACCCUAUCGAUGCCUUCGGCGUACCGUUGCACUCGACACCGUCCGGCCAUCGAUCUAUUUCCACUGGGCACUUGACAAUUGAGAGCCACCUCUGUCUCCUCCCAGAUCAGCUAGACAUCUUCAUACGCUACGGGCUCCUGAUAGGACUCACGAUCCUCGCCAUCGUCAUUCGCGCAAUCCUAACCCCAAUUCUUCACCUCGAACCCUUUGGCGCUUCAGCAUCCUCACCAGGAGAAAAGGACUCCGGUUUGUCUAUCCUCCCAACCACCAAGCAAGACCUCAAACGCUCCCCCUCCGCCACAGAAAUGGCACAACACCGUGCCUCAACUUCCAACUCCUCCACCUCAUCUACACACUCCAACCCCACCGCUGGUCUUGCACCUCGAUCGUCAGCCGCGCGUACACGCAGCAUCAGUCCCGCGACAGGCUACGGCUUACCAGCAUCGCAAGUGGGGUUCGCUACGCCUCCAUUGAUGAACGGUGCUGGGAGUUACCCUUCUUUAGCGAAGAGCAAUGGAUCCUCGACAAGGUAUCUUGAUGAUUUUGGAAAGAAGAGAAGUGAUUUUGUAAUUGGAAAGCAGAGGACGCCCUUGGGUGUUAUUUGGAGGGAAGUUUGGACGAGUACGUGGCGUAUCACAUGGAUUGCGGUCUUGGUGUAUUUGUACUUGGCAAGGUAUGGAUGAGCUUGUAACUCGAUGUUGGAUUCGAUAUGAAACGAUAAGAUAGGGAAGGAAGGAGACAAAACGACGUUCCAAAGCCCAGCUCUGCACUUGCGAAUCAUGACUCCCACAGCUACACAGAGCGCAUUCCAAGGCAAGGAUCACAAAAGCAGCGGUCAUGAGGACGGGGCCGGUUAAAAACUGCAGAUUUCAAUUUUUCUUCUUGUACUAUAUACUUGGAUACGAUACCAGCUCUUGGGUUAGGUGAUUGUUCACGCAAGCAUGGGAUGGCGUUUCUUUAUGCCUUGCUGGCUCUCUUUUGGAUCGAUGCGGGGAGUGUAGGAUCAUUGUUAUGGACGUGUGUGACUGUGUAGAGAUACGAUAUACCUACUCUGAAGAAUGCAAAGCCCAAUUGAUGUUUCCGGACUCCAUCGUAUUAGCUGCUAGGGAUUAUGUGAGAAAUGUAAGCAUAUGAACUUACACAGAUA
Cadophora gregata is the source of this 2970-nucleotide messenger RNA. RefSeq lists its product as uncharacterized. Gene Ontology annotation, biological process: GPI anchor biosynthetic process. Bases 323 to 2506 code for a protein of 727 amino acids. Gene Ontology annotation, cellular component: endoplasmic reticulum. The record is from RefSeq and is a predicted model, not a curated record. Lineage: Eukaryota; Fungi; Ascomycota; Leotiomycetes; Helotiales; Ploettnerulaceae. The transcript has 2 exons.